Messenger RNA from Mytilus californianus (California mussel), 782 nucleotides. Its product is annotated as UPF0547 protein C16orf87 homolog. The transcript is spliced from 5 exons. The coding region runs from base 25 to 600 and encodes 191 amino acids. NCBI's taxonomy places the organism in Eukaryota, Metazoa, Mollusca, Bivalvia, Mytilida, Mytilidae. The record is from RefSeq and is a predicted model, not a curated record.
CUUCCGUGUCUUCCGGUCAAAACAAUGGUUCGAGGAAAUUUUAGAAGGAAAAGUUUAGACAGACAAGCUAUUGUAAAAACAUGUCCCAUUUGUGAAAAACAGAUUCCUGUGGCAUGUAAAACAUGUGGUUGUGGUCAUAAGUUCAUAACUAAAAGCAGAGCAAACUCAACACCAAGUGUCAAAACUGAAGAUGAAGAUAGUAGUAGUGUAAAGAUCAGAAGAACAGAGAGAACAAGAAGAGAAAGACCAGAUUAUUUCAAUCCCCUUUUACUAGAAAAUUCUGUUAAAAGACCUAGGAAGAAGUCACAGCCUUCAACUACUACACCAGUGAAGACAGAAGAACAACCCCCUUCUGAUGAACCCCCUAAAAAGAAACGUGGACGACCCAAAGGUGCCCCAAAUAAACCAAGAAGUCAAUUAUUAGAUACAAAUAAAUUGAUAAAAGAAGAAUCAGAAGAUGAAGAGGAUAAAAUUGAAAAUGAAGAAGAAGAGGAGAUAGAUAUGUAUGCAGAUAUGCCACAGGAAAGAUUAAAACAAUUCAGCUUUAUAUUGGGUGAUCUAAACAGAAAGUUUCUUGGUCAAGGGACACAACCAAGAUGAAAUCAAUUAUUAUAGAGUUAGAAGAACCACUACCUGAAAAGACUGAGCUAUUCAUGCAGGACAUGAAAAUUAAGGAUUGUAAAGAUAUUUACAUGGUUUGGAAAGUUUUGCCUUAAAAAUGCAGAAAAAAUAUGUUGUACAUCAGUAGUUUUCCAAGAAUAUAUAAAAAUCCAAUAUGUAAA